AAUUUCAACAAAAAUCAAUAAAAAAAAUCAAUCUUAAAAAAAAAAUAAUAAAACAUCAAUCAGAAUAAAUAAAAAAUAUAAUAAAUUAAAAAAAACAAAAAAUAAUUUUCACUCUCCAUUCGUAUAACGCGUUUUCAACUCUUUACUUAAUUUCCGCCGUUUAUAUAAAAACCAAUUCAAAAUGUCUAUACUGCAGCAUUCGGAAGGCGAUUAUACCACAUAUGUGUCAGUGCGUCCUAACAGUUUAGAUACACGUGGUAAAAUGCCGUAUCAAGUUAAUGAAAAUCAGACUGCCGAAUUCACAUUGGAGACAUUCAUCAAUAAUCUACAAUUGGAUCUAUACCGUUUGAUGAAUGAGGAGGCAAAGGAUGAGUAUUUGGAGAAAUAUGAUGCUUUGGAUAUGUUUACUGCGGUGCAAGAGAUAAAUCGCGAAUUGGCUAUAGUUAAAUUGGAGAAUCAUUUUCUCAUCGAUUUCCUCGAACGCAACGAUCCGAAAAUGCUGAUUGGCCUCAAGACCAGACGUUUCACAGCAACCGCACAAAGGCGUACCACUACAACUAGUUCUGUGGGCAGUGCGCGUUUAUCGAAUGCGACACCGAGGCGUUCAAUUAGUUCGCGACCCUCCGAAACUGUUUCCAUGUACAAUACGAGUCAAUCGAAUUACACGGGCGCUUCGAAGAAAGGACCCGCCGGUAUGCAUAGUGGGCAAAUGGAGUAUAGACUAAAUUACAAGUCGAAAUGCGAUAUGGCAGAGAAAGCAACAACGGAAGUCGAAAAACGUGUAAAUGAAAUUGAGACCAAAGCAAUGCAGGCGAUUAAGCUGCUGAAUGCUAGAAUUGAGGAGCUGCAAUUUCGGUAUGAUGAAACCGACGAAACGAUGAAGAACUUCCAAUUGCACUUUCUAAAGGACGAACGUGACAUUACUUUCCUGGAGACGGCUGGAGAGAAACAAAUUGAGCGUAAAUUCAAAAAGUUCGUCAACAAUUGGUUGAAAAAUGCACGCGCUCUGCUCAGCACUAUGCGUCUACGCAACACAGCACUGCAUGAGAAUUGCGCGCAACUGCGUAGCGAUCUCAUAACAAAGUCCGAUUUAAGCGGCAUCUUGAGUGCCGUUGACUUUGAGCAAUUGAUGAUUAAACGCAAUGAGCUGCUAAACUCGUUGGACGAGAAGAAUGCGCACAUGGCUGGUUUGAAGAGCGUCACCGGCAAGGCAUCGCUCGCCAUGUCGGAGGAAAAGCAAAUUAUGAUGAAUAUUGAGGAGGAAUCGAAAUCAAUUGCUAAUAAGACGGUGGAUGUGAUUAAGAACGUGUCACAGUUGGAACGUGAAGCUAAAACUGUCGAGGAGGAAAAUAAGAAGGAAUUGAAGAUAUUGCAGUCACUCAAAGAACAGCUGGAGCGUUAUCAGGCGCCGAGUGUAAAUCAGUAUGUUGAAAAGAAGGAUGAGUUAUUGAUGUUGGAGAAGGAGGAGAAAAUGUUGCAACGCAAAAUUUACAUAUUAAAUAUGAAGCUCAAUAAUGUUUACAAGCGUUGCGCGAAAAAGUAGUGACACAGUGUUGGCUUACUACGACGGAUAAUUAUAUAAUUUUUUAUAUUUUUUACUCUUACGUGUAUAAAACUAAUUAAAUAUGUGUGUGUAUACACUUACCCGAA
Molecule: messenger RNA, 1650 nt
Organism: Zeugodacus cucurbitae (melon fly)
Lineage: Eukaryota; Metazoa; Arthropoda; Insecta; Diptera; Tephritidae
Product: coiled-coil domain-containing protein 113
Exons: 2
Coding region: 182-1543 (453 amino acids)
Biological process (GO): cilium assembly
Cellular component (GO): axoneme; ciliary basal body
Source: RefSeq, a predicted model, not a curated record